Knipowitschia caucasica is the source of this 723-nucleotide messenger RNA. The record is from the annotation of a GenBank genome assembly. Lineage: Eukaryota; Metazoa; Chordata; Actinopteri; Gobiiformes; Gobiidae.
AUGGUGCAGCAGCACAAACCGCUGGGCUACAGGUCAAACCGCUGGGUCAAACCGCUGGGCUGGGUACAGGUCAAACCGCUGGCUACAGGUCAAACCGCUGGGCUCAAACAGGUCAAACCGCUGGGCUCAAACCGCUGGGCUACAGUGGUCAAGGUCAAACCGCUGGGCUACAGGUCAAACCGCUGGGCUACAGGUCAAACCGCUGGGCUACAGGUCAAAACCGCUGGGCUACAGCACGGUCAAACCGCUGGGCUACAGGUCAAACCGCUGGGCUACAGGUCAAACCGCUGGUCAACAGGCAACCGCUGGGCUACAGUCAAACCGCUGGGUACAGCAAACGCUGGGCUACAGGUCAAACCGCUGGGCUACAGGUCAAACCGCUGGGCUACAGGUCAAACCGCUGGGUCAAACCGCUGGGCUACAGGUCAAACCGCUGGGCUACAGGUCAAACCGCUGGGCUACAGGUCAAACCGCUGGGUCAAACCGCUGGGCUACAGGUCAAACCGCUGGGCUACAGGUCAAACCGCUGGGCUACAGGUCAAACCGCUGGGCUACAGGUCAAACCGCUGGGCUACAGCUUGCCUGUUCAGGUACAAUGGGCUGUCGUUCGUCUACCUCGUCUACCUGCUGCUCAUCCCUCUGUUCGCCGAGCCCACCGCCGUCACCAUGCACGGUAAAGCUGCACUCACCGGCAUGCUAACAGUGCGGGGCCAGAUACACUGA